This is a messenger RNA of Oncorhynchus nerka (sockeye salmon), 4239 nucleotides long. Its product is annotated as polypyrimidine tract-binding protein 1-like. NCBI's taxonomy places the organism in Eukaryota, Metazoa, Chordata, Actinopteri, Salmoniformes, Salmonidae. The coding region runs from base 99 to 1868 and encodes 589 amino acids. The record is from RefSeq and is a predicted model, not a curated record. Gene Ontology annotation, molecular function: mRNA binding. Gene Ontology annotation, biological process: mRNA processing; regulation of cell differentiation; regulation of RNA splicing. The transcript has 16 exons. Gene Ontology annotation, cellular component: nucleus.
CGCUUCUCUGUUCUCCGCCAUUUUGUAAGGGUAUAAGAAAAGUCAGCCAGGCUACAGACUUGUUGGUCUAACUUGGGUAGCUAGUUCCGUGUUGUGCAAUGGACGGCCGUCUAGAGACUGAUUUGUAUCCUAUGGGAUCUACUUACGUCACUGAAUUAGACAGUGUCCACGAUAUAACAGUUGGUACAAAGAGAGGAUCAGACGAGCUAUUCUCCUGCGUGGCAAACGGACCCUAUAUAAUGACCAGCGCAGCAGCCAAUGGCAACGACAGCAAGAAGUUCAAAGGUGACAUAAGGGGCCCGGGCAUCCCGUCGCGUGUCAUCCAUGUGCGCAAGCUCCCCAACGACAUCAACGAGGCCGAGGUCAUCUCCCUGGGCCUGCCCUUUGGCAAAGUCACCAACCUGCUCAUGCUCAAAGGAAAAAACCAGGCCUUCAUAGAGAUGAACACAGAGGAUGCAGCUCAGACCAUGGUCAGCUACUACUCCUCGGUGACGCCGGUCAUCCGCAACCACCCCAUCUUCAUGCAGUACUCCAACCACAAGGAGCUCAAGACGGACAACUCCCCCAACCAAGUGAGAGCCCAGGCGGCACUGCAGGCAGUGAACGCAGUCCAGGCAGGGGGCAUGCCCAUGGCAGGGGGCAUGCCCAUGGCAGGGGGCAUGCCCAUGGCAGGGGGCAUGCCCAUGGCAGGGGUGGAUGCCUCAGGGGGCAUGGGCGGGCACAGCCCUGUGCUGCGCGUUAUAGUGGAGAACCUGUUCUACCCAGUCACCCUGGACGUGCUGCACCAGAUCUUCUCUAAGCUCGGCACAGUUCUGAAGAUUAUCACCUUUACCAAAAACAACCAGUUCCAGGCCCUGCUGCAGUACUCGGACGGUCUGACCGCACAGCACGCUAAACUGUCUUUAGAUGGGCAGAACAUCUACAAUGCCUGCUGCACCCUCCGCAUCAACUUCUCCAAGCUGACCAGCCUGAACGUGAAGUACAACAACGACAAAAGCCGCGACUACACGCGGCCUGACCUGCCCACGGGAGACAGCCAGCCCUCCAUCGACCACCAGGCCAUGGCUGCAGCCUUCGGUGAGUACUAUGGUGCUCCCGGGAUCAUCUCAGCCAACCCAUACGCAGGAGCUCAUGCCUUCCCCCCGGCAUUCGCCAUUCAGCAAGCUACAGGCCUGACGAUGCACGGUGUCCCUGGAGGCCUGGCUCAACUGACCAUGCCUGUGGCUGCAGCCGCGGCGGCUGCAGGCAGAAUGGGCUUCCACCAACUCUCCGGUGGCCACUGUGUCAUGCUGGUCAGCAACCUCAACCCAGAGAGAGUUACGCCCCAAUGCCUCUUUAUUCUUUUCGGUGUAUAUGGUGACGUGAUGAGAGUGAAGAUCCUGUUCAACAAGAAGGAGAACGCUCUGAUCCAGAUGUCUGAUGGGACUCAGGCGCAGCUAGCAAUGAGCCACCUAAAUGGCCAGAGGCUCCACGGGAAAGCGCUGCGUGUCACCCUGUCCAAACACACCAAUGUCCAGCUGCCCCGCGAGGGCCAUGAGGACCAGGGCCUGACAAAGGACUACAGCAACUCACCCCUGCACCGCUUUAAGAAGCCCGGCUCCAAGAACUACUCUAACAUAUUCCCUCCCUCAGCCACCCUGCACCUCUCAAACAUCCCUCCCUCUGUGGUUGAGGAUGACCUCAAGAUGCUGUUUGCGAGCUCCGGUGCAAUGGUCAAGGCCUUCAAGUUCUUCCAGAAAGACCGCAAGAUGGCCUUGGUCCAGAUGAGCUCAGUUGAGGAGGCCAUAGAGUCCCUCAUCGAGUUCCACAAUCACGACCUGGGUGAGAACCACCACCUGAGGGUCUCCUUCUCCAAAUCUACCAUCUGAGGGGUGCAGCCCAAAACACUACUGCUAAUGGGUCGCCCACAUCCCUUCACGGCCUCUACUAUGUCAAGUUGUGGGGAAGCGACUCUUCAGUCGUGAAGUAGCAUCCAACACAGCAAUCACUUCCAUCAUUCCUAGUAUAUUUAUAUACGCAUAUCUACAUAUGUCGACCUAUAAACCAUAUGGAAAAGAAACGUGAACACCCGAUUUUACUGGGUAAAAAAAGAAAAGUUUUAUAUUUCUAGCAUCUUGCCUUUGCGAGGUAAAUGCAUUCCUUGCUCUCUGUACCGACAGAAGUAGUUUACACUUGCCUGUCUAAGUCUGAUUUAAGAGAUUGGCGUAGCCUAAACUUCAGUCUUUUGGUCAAUUCCAUUUGCCCUUGGGUUCCAACACCACUAGGUUCUGAGGUACUUCUGUGAUGCCUCAUAUCCUCUCUGCCUUCAGAUGUUUUCUGUGCCUUAUUCCAGAAGUCUUAUGUCCUUCAAUUUGAUAUGUUGGCAUUUUACAGCCAAAACAAAAUUUAGCUUAUCUUCCCCUCCCCAAUCCUUGCUUGCGAAGACCAGGUUUACAGCUGAUAUGGGUUUACCGUUUGUAUAAAAUGUAUUACGUGGUUCAUCCCCCCCCAAUGUAUUAUGAAGGUUUUCUUUUUAGUCUUAUUUUAAAAGUAAGAAGAGCUAGUUAGUUGAAGAUUAAAUCCACAACUCAUUAUCUAGCUUUUUUAUUUUUUAAAUAUGUAAACCCCUUGUACCAGGGUUUGUGAUUAUUAGUCUUGUUUACUCUAUGUCUAGAUGUAGGUUUGCAUUUUUUAUGAAAUUUAUGCAAUACGUUUUGUACAAAUCCAGUAUUGUACACAUUGUUAUUCCUAUAUACUGUUGGUUGUAGCUUAUAGGUAUUGGUCAGUGGUUGCCUUAACGACUGUGCCUUAGCAAAAGGUCUUACUAGAAAUGUCUUUGUAUGGCUUACAAUGUCUUAUGAUUUUUGUCUUAAUGGCUUGCCUCUCCUGAUGCAGUGGCUGUCAAUUUAGUAUAUUUAUACAAUUUUGUGAUACACUACAGCAUAAAACCAAAUAAGGCCUUUUUGCAAGUUAUUUUAGCGAACCUGUAUACACAGCUUUAUUCAUAAUGCACUGCCACAGAGUUGUGGUAGUCUGCCUGCCCAUUAUAGCACAUUUUACAAGGCUCUUACGGGGAUCAGACAGAAGCGGACUAUUGUGACUCUGCUGCUGUGAAUUAUAAAAUAAACUUAAGAAUUGGAAGCUUCUCUCAGUUGCAUGCCAAGAUGAAUGAUGGUUAUUUGAUAUUUACAUGUGGGGUUAGUAACCUUUUAUUGUACAGGGCUGUGACUUUACUUUAAUGCAGUCAUUGCUAACGGCAAUACGGCACCCUCUUUCAUGUAGUCUAUGGACUGGACUUGUGGAUCUGGACAACGUUCAUCUUAAAUUGAGAUCCAUUUUGCGUUUUUGGGGAAGUGCCUUUCGAAUGAAGCCUUUUUUUGGUCUGUUUAUACACAUAUGUUUACGUAAUGAACGUAUGUUCCUGCCUUAAGUGCCCUCGGGCUCAUAGGAAAUGCACACAUCUGGCAUAAAUGUAAAGGUCUGCAGUGAUUCUGGGCGCUUGCUACAGUGAAGGUGGACACUUUGUUGUAGAUCACAUUUUAAAAGGUAAUUAUCAGUCUUAAUACUUGGACAUUCCACAUGUGCAUCAUUUUAUAUUGGCCAAAUGUUGAGGUUCUUUUCUCACAAUUGUCCAUCAAGUUCCUUAUUUUAAAUUGGUGCAAAGCAAUAGAAUUUCAGGGUCAUGUGAGGAACCACAGUGCUCAGACAUUGUUCGAUCACUAGUUUUCUUGAACACCAGUUUAUUACAUGCUAACCUAUUCAUAAUUGGAUUCUAGCAAUGCAGAAGAAUGACAAUUUGUUUGUAGCUUACUCAAGAUGUGACACUUGUCUCCAUAUCAAUAUGUAGCAUGUAUUGCUAUUAAAGGUAUUUUACUUGCUUUGCAUACCCCAGGCCAGGAGUGGAUUUCCCAAUUAUGCAAAAUUGCACAGCAUUUAAAGUCAUUACAACCGCGAUCACUUAACAUUAAGAUGGCAGGAUUUCUUCAAGUGAGGUGAUUGUCUGGGGGGUGAAAAGCGGUAUAUUCUUUUUUUUUUAUGUACCACAAAGUAGGUAUUCUGAAAAGAUAGGCUUUAUAUCUAUGAAACAUGUAUAUUUUGAUUACAAUUAGCUUGGGACCUUUUCUCUUGGGCCCCUCAGUAAAGAAAACAAACAUCACAAUUAAAUUGUUAGAAAACAAACAAAAUGGGUCCCUUUUGGUCAUUAGUGUUCCGUGUAGCUUAAACUUUUUAAUUGUGCCUUCAAUAAAUAUUUUCACUGCU